GGUCAUCACUUCUCUUGUCUUGCAGGAAUUGUCACAGACUCCGGAACGUGUAGAUUUUUGGCAUCAACAGGAUUUGUGAAAGAUAUUUCGGGAAUGACAAUGGAAGAAGUUGCUGAAGGCUAUCUCAACGAGCUUAUUAAUAGAAGCUUGGUCCAAUCAAUAUACCUUGGGGAACUUGCAGCAUACAAAUCGUUUUCCUCAACUCCGUUCAUUACUCAUGUUUGGGUGGAAAAACCUAUAUCCAAGUCGUUGAAUCCUAUAUUAUUCAUUGGUGGGGUUACGUUGUUAAAGGUUUUGGAUCUGAGGGGUGCUUCUUUGGAGAUACUUCUAGAUGAAGUUGGCAAACUAUUUCAUCUCAGGUAUUUAAGCUUGAGGAAAACAAGGGUUAUAACACUUCCGAAAUCCAUAGGUAAACUUGAAAACCUUGAAACUUUGGAUCUCAAAAACAUCUAUGUAACUGAGUUGCCUGUUCAGACCUUAAAGCUCCAGCGUCUUCGUCAUCUCUUGGUGUACCGUGACUUUAAAGCAAUAGUGGGAAUAGAAGGUUUGUCUUCCUUACAAAAACUGUGUUAUAUUGAAGCCAACCGUGAGAAUGGUAGAAUUGUAAUGGGAGAGCUAGGGAGACUGACCCAGCUGAGGAGAUUGGGGAUUAGGGAGUUGAGAAGGGAGGAUGGGAAGGAUUUGUGCUCCUCUUUUGAAAAGCUGAGUAACCUUCAAUCAUUGAACGUUUUUUCUGUAAAAGAGGAGCAGAUUGUUGAUUUUUUAACACUUGUCCUCUCCUCCUGGGUCUCUUCAACGGCUCUAUUUGUGGGGACGUUUAGAAAAUUUGCCGCAUUGGAUAACUUCUCUUCAUAACCUGGUGAGAUUGCGGCUUGCGUACAGCAAGUUAAGGGAUGAUCCAUUGCAAUCCCUUCAAGAAAUUGCGUAUAGCAACUUCUCUAUUUCUGAUAGAAAUUUUACUUUUUGAGGCUUACCAAGGGGAGGAAUUGUUUAUCGAAGCGACAGGGUUUCAGAAGCUUAAGAUAUUAAAGCUUUACCACUUAGAAGGAUUGAGGAGGGUGAGAAUGGAGAAGGGAUCAUUGCCUCAUCUUGAAAAGCUGAUUAUUAGGAACUGUAAGUUGGUGGAAGAGGUACCCACACCCACUGGCAUUCAACAAAUAUUUAUCAGAUAAAUUGAAAAUGACACUGGAUCGAGACAAACAGGGUGGGGAUUAUUGGAAAAUAGCACACAUCCUCAACAUUCAUAUAUCUUGAACUUUCCUGGAUAGUCGUUGGGAAGGAGAUUCUGUAGAGAGAGAGAUGGAGAAGAGUCCUUGCAAAGUUGAGAUCAUUAGUAUUGAUCAGGAUAACUGAUUCGGAGUAUUCCUGGAAGGCAGUUGGGAAGGAAAUUAUAUAGAGAGAGAAAUGGAGAAGAGUCCUUGCAAACUUCUUGUUGAGAUCAUCACUAUCUAAUGUUUUUAUUUUAUUUUUAUGAUUAAGUUGUUGUAUAUUGUGUUACAUUAUACAAUUUAUUAUGUUUGGAGGAGAGUAGUACAAGCAACAACAUUUCAUUUAUUGUGUUUUUGGAAAAUGCAAAGUUGUUGUUGAGAUCAUCACCUACUGUUCUGAGUUUAUAUUUAUUCAUUGUUAAUUUUUAUGUAAUGCAUUUCAUUUUAUAGAGACAAUGUAUAAAAAAAGUCAAAUUCAAGAACUUGGACUCCAACAAUACUAAUAAGGUUGUCCAAUUGUGUAAUCUGGAUAAAUAAAAUG
Molecule: messenger RNA, 1749 nt
Organism: Cornus florida
Lineage: Eukaryota; Viridiplantae; Streptophyta; Magnoliopsida; Cornales; Cornaceae
Product: disease resistance protein RPM1-like
Exons: 2
Coding region: 94-855 (253 amino acids)
Source: RefSeq, a predicted model, not a curated record